UCCGCAUCGUUCGCUUUCCCGUGUCGUUGUUUUGCUCGGUCGGUCGACGACGUUUUUCUUUUCAGGAAAAAAGGUGUGUGUGUAAAAUCCAAACAUAGAAUUUCCCAGUCGCUACUGAAGUGCGGAAAAGCUGAAACCAGACACACAAACACAUACAAACAGAUACAUUUUACUCACAAAACGCCCAUACGCACCGCCGGGAGGAGGCAAGCGGCCAGUCAGCCAGCCAGCCAGACAAACGAACAGACCGAAACCCUUGGCGUACGACGCAAAGCAGCAAAGGGCACCGCGCAAACACGUCACCUCAUCAUCAUCAUCAUCAUCGUCAUCCCGAUCAUCGCUCGGCAUCAGCGGCAGCUGUAACUCUGGUCGGAUCGUUACAUUAAAAUAGUGUGUUUUUGUUGCUAGUGAAAAGAGUCGUGCCGCCGCCGUCGUCGCCGUCGUCGUCGUCGUCGUCCAGCCGCAGAAACAAAAAGCACACGCCCGCGCGUAGCACGUGAAAACGCGAAUAAGAAGAAGAAGAGAAAAGAGAAAAAAGGUACAUCCAUUGUGCAGUGUUUUGUUUCAUGUGUGGUGUAAGGAGAUAAGUAAUGUGGUGUCUUUCAUGCGUCUCUUCUCCAACUAAUUCAGAACCAAUGGCUGCUAUAAGGAAAAAGCUUGUGAUCGUCGGCGAUGGUGCCUGCGGUAAAACCUGUCUGCUGAUCGUCUUCAGCAAGGAUCAGUUCCCGGAGGUGUACGUGCCGACCGUGUUCGAAAACUACGUGGCCGACAUCGAAGUCGACGGCAAGCAGGUUGAGCUGGCACUAUGGGAUACGGCCGGGCAAGAAGAUUACGACAGACUGAGGCCGCUGAGCUACCCAGACACCGAUGUUAUUCUCAUGUGCUUCUCUGUCGAUUCACCCGACUCGCUGGAGAACAUCCCCGAAAAGUGGACCCCUGAGGUAAAACAUUUCUGUCCUAAUGUACCCAUCAUCUUAGUCGGCAACAAAAAAGAUCUCAGAAAUGACCCACACACAAUAAAGGAAUUGGCUAAAAUGAAGCAGGAGCCCGUCAAGCCACAGGAGGGACGUGCGAUGGCCGAAAAAAUAAAUGCUUUCGCUUAUUUAGAGUGUUCGGCCAAAUCGAAGGAGGGCGUGCGUGAAGUUUUCGAGACUGCUACGAGAGCAGCGUUACAGGUGAAAAAGAAGAAGAAGAGUAAAUGUGUUCUGCUCUAAAAGAGCAAAGCCAGCAUUGUGCUCCCUAUUGCGAUGGUGUUUGCGCGGAUAAAAAAACACUGAGCCUGUUGAGUAAAGCGAAUCGUAAGAGAGGGAGAGAGGAAAAGCAACCGAAGAGAGCAGAAAGCGAUGCAAACAACGGGAAGCAGCAAGUAGAAGAGCGCAGCAUCAGCAUAUGUGUGUGUGGUGGAGAUGUGGAGGAUCGAGAACGGCGGUGGUAGUAGAUAGAUGGCCCGAGUGGCGCUAUAACAUUAAUCGUUUUGGGAAUGGCAAAAGGAGAAGUGAAGACGCUAAUUCGUAGGUAAAAGCGCCACAUCAUUACACGCAACAGCAGAAGCCUCAGAGAUCGAAGAAAAGAAUCCUUUUUUUAGAAUGAAAAAGAAACAUCUUUCGACCACCUUUUCACACAAAGCAGACCAAAAAAGGAGAAAAAAUGAAGAAAAAAAAACCAACAAAAGAACACAAGAACAUAGAACACAUACCAAUUCAAUGCCAGGGAUUACAACCAGGGAUUACAAGAAGCCUAGACGGGAGACGGAAAGAGGAGAGAACAGCAGGCAACAGUGAACGCGUGAACACUAGCUGCGAAUAGAUCUACUUGGGGUGAGUGAUGCGCGUCACCCCAGCCUUUUUUUUUUUUUGUGGUGUGUCAAGAACUACUACUAGAGUUUUCUGCAUGCUGGAGAACGUAGCGUAGUCACCGAACGCCUUUUUUAAUGUGUGUGUACCUAGCGUAACGCAUGCCAUGAUGAUGAAAAUGAUGAUGGAAGAGAAUAUGAGGAUGUGUAAGGCAAAAACGUUUUCACCCGAUACCGCCCCCACCCCCCGCGAGGGAGGGUUGUUUUGGUAUGCAAAAGCAAAAGGAACUGCAGCGUGUUUGCUCUGUUAGGGAAUCAUUUUACAACCGAACCCAACUAAACACAGGAACUUUGUAUGCAAUGGUGUGUGGACGCAAUCAAAUCGUUCAACAAUCACACGCUGCCGUUGUGUAGUGCACGUAUUUUGAAGUGCGGGCCCUAUUCGACGGGCUUUGGUUAGAAUGUCUGCAGAAGUAGGAAGAGGUCAAGCAUCCACAUUCGCGCACACCACAGCCCUUGGAGAGGGAGUGGAGAAAAGUACGGAUAGUUUCUCCAAACGUUCAUGUUUCUCAUAUUUGGUCCCAUUUUCCUGUUUUUAUCUACACAACACACACACACCUUCUUAGAUACAUACAUACAUGCAUAUAUAAGAUGGCAUCUACUAGAUGUGGUUUUUUUUAUUAUUAACUAUUCGGUAAGCGAUUAAGUAAAUGAGUUGAAUAUGCAAAAAUCAACAAAAACAACACAAAAAACACAAAAAAUACGGGAUAAAAGCAAAACGUUUCGUAACAAAAGCAUGAACGACAGAGAAAGCUAGCGCUCAUCACAGUCGGAAUAGGAGUUUAAUUGAAAGGAAGCAAACCACUCCCACACACACACACACCCCCUAUAUAUAGAACGUAUAAUGCAGAAAGGAAGGUUAAGCAGAGAUAACACACUCUUAUUUUAAUAGCCCCAGGAGUGUAUGAUUCGUUCGUUCGCGAUGGCAUAUUUUUGCAAAAAUAUCCGAGCAAAAGUUUAAACACACAUACACACACGUCGACAACACCCAUCCAUGUAGAAUGAGAUUAUGAUCAAAAGUACCAAGCUCGGAGAGAACGGAGAAUCAGGCAGAUUUAGUUUGACUGGUUUGUAAGCGAGAAGAUGGAGAAAAACCCUAUUGUAACAUCUUUGUCGUGUGCAUCUUCUCAGCUUUCGAUGUUUUAAACAGUCGACCGUGCUUGAAUGGGGGCAACAUAGCAGACCAUCAGAGAAGGGUAAAAACCACGCAUUAUUGUAAACCACGCGCACCUCCUAGCCCCACGGAUCAUGAAUCCGGGGGCGGCAAAAGGCAGGAAGGAAGUGAAUCGGAUUUUUGGAAUCGAAUUGUUUUCGGUGCGUUUUAUAUUUAAAUCACACUCUCCCUUAUAGUGUGUAGCGUAAGGGGGAAGGGGGAUGCACCCAUUGCCGGAAACGCUACACAUUGUUUUGGCAAAGCAGAACUAGCAGGAGAAGUGUUGGUGUGUGUGUGUUUUUGAAAUGGAAAAAAAGUCGCGGGAUCGCGCCAUGGGAUCGCGUUGGAAUCGUUUAGUAACGAUGAUGAUUGCAAAACAAAACAAACAAACAGACACAAAUUGAAGUGCAUAUGCAAAAUGAAACACGAAGCAUGAUGAAAACGGAUCGGAUCUAGGAUAGUAAUAGGGUAACACAAAUUAGCGCGGAAGAGAGAUAGCGAGAGAGAGAGAGGAAAGAGAAGGAGAGGAAGAGUCAGAAUUUUAAAAAAGAAAGCAGAAUAAUAAAUUCUAACCAAUGAUAAAAAUGAAACCAAACACAUACAACACAAACAUCAAUCCGAUAAUCUUCGUAUGAAACAUAGCGCGUGGGAGGUAAUACUGGUGAUGGUGGUAGAGGUUGGUGGUGGUAAUUGUAGUGAUGGCCGAGGUAAUUGUUGAUGAGAUUGUUGAACACAUGCUUGUUGUUGCAAUACGGAGGAGAAAUGGGAAACAACUGUGUCCAACCCUAAACUGUGUACCACAACUUCUCCGUGUGUGGACGGAUGUCUACAUUGUUCUCAAGGAUCAUAUCAAAUCCCGGAUCAGUUUUGCAUGCGUUGAAUCGAUGUGUUGUAUUGUAAUGCGAGUUCCCCGAGAGGUGUCAUUGCGUCGGAGCCUUCUGCUGACAAGGAAACAGUGAACAGAAGCGAAACGCCUUGUAUUUCAACGAAAUGCUGUGAGAGAACUGCAUUGUUUGGUCAAGGUUAUGCGACAGAGACCUCGGAAUGGAAUGGAACGAAUAGUGAGAUAUGCUGAAGGAAAACAAAAAUACAACGUACGCUCUAACCAAUCCCAAAAGCAGGGACGUUAUACACAGAGAUGCGCAUGCACUCUAUGUGUGUAUGUGUCGGUGAAUGAAGUUACGUGCGAACGAUCGGAUUGAUCAUGCUAAAUCCCUUCCCCCCCUGUGUUUGGGUAGUGUGUGUGAUUGUUUGGUGGCAUCUGUUUGUUGUGUUGUUCAUGUGAGUGUACACGUAGCUGUAACUUCUUGGUAUGUUCGUAACACUUUGGAACCGUUCGUGAUGUUUACAAGUGAGGAAAUUUGCGAGUUGUAUGCAUUUGGAGAGUCCCUCCACACCCUAUCUACGGGUAGCACACAAUAUCCCCCGUCAUUGGAUAGAAAAGGGCAGGCUAGUAAUAAUGUUGAAGGCAUUGGGUGUGUCACGAGGUCCAUCUCUUGCAAUGUGUGGGUAUGUUUUUUUUCAUUCUCGUGUCAGUCGAUCUGAUGAGGAUCUACGUUGUGUAGCUUUUCUUGAGACAGCGAAGGAAGCUUAGGGUAGAGAACAAAGAGAGAGAGAUAGAGAGAGAGCACAGCAAGAGCAAAAUCGUUCUCAGUAACGUGUUUCUGUAGGAAGUAAGCUCCUACCUACACUAACAACAACUAAAUCGGGUAUUUUAGCAUCUAUUAUUAAGUAGUGCAUACAUUUAGGUGCAUUUGUCACAAAUGCCAUCAUUUGUAAUACAACCACUUGCUGUUUAUUACCACUUGGUGUGUGUGUGUUUAUGUUUGUGUUGUGUGCCCAUCGCGUGGCGUGAAGUGUGUUCCGCCUAACUGUUUCACCUUUCGAAUUGGGGCAAGUUGGCAAACACUGUAUGGUGCCAUGGCGUGGCUGGUCGUCUCUGUUUAUGUUUUAAGUUUUUGAUGCUAACGUAAAUAUGUGCAUAUGCUCGUACGUCAUUUACCAUUAACCCGCGGUAGUGUAGCACAACAGACACCUAGAAGUAACGUCAACCAACCGAAUUUCUGUGUACGAUACGGAUCCUACAAGUGUUCCAUCCCGGCAUUCAUUGUGCAGAGGCAGGCAGAGGCCUGGGCAAUAGAAUACACUCACAAAUAUGAAACAACCCUCCCCACCAAACGGUUUUACAAUUUCGGCCCAUAUGCGCCCCCCUGGACGCGGGGCGCAGGAUAAGACAGCUUAAACCCACGUCCGGCGUAAGGUCAAAAUCUCUUUUGAAUCAUUUUGUUUGAAGCGUAUAUUGGAUGGAUGGAAGCGCCGUCGCACUCUGUAGCCAAUCCCAUUAUUUGGGAGGACAGGUGGAGAAAGGUUUAUAGUAGAAGCACGUCGUUUGGACUGAACCACGCAGUCGCUGACGUGUACUGAUAAACAUACACAGAAGUGGUGAGCCACUCCUAGAAACUAUUAUUGAAUUACCAUUGUUUCUAUUUCUACUACUACUACAACUACUACUAAUCCAAGCCCUAUUAACUUACUACUUUUCAUAUUCGAUCUAAAAAGAAGGAGUAUUCGGCGAAGAAGAAGGAGUUGGCAUCAGAUAUACACAUACGAACAAAUCGAUAACGCUUUUUAGAUAAAGAGGUAGGCCUUUUACAGAAGCUUUUGAAAUUUACCGACACUCGCUCCAUCUACUCUCCUGAUCGGAUGUACAUUUGCCGUUUGAAGCGAAAAUGCGAAUGAACCUGGCACUCACCCCUGUUUUGUUGGACUCUAUAUGUUGUGGGGUGUUGUGUGUGUGUGUAUGUACUGACACUCUUGUAAUUGAUUUUUAAAUAACCAUGCUGCUUUUUUACACUGACUGGCAAGAUAGUUAGGACGAAACUGCUGUAGGGCAGCAUAAAAAAUGCAAAAUUGUGCGAUUUUAUGUUUGAUCGUAUAGCUAACAGCGCAGAAAGAACAACAAUUGGUUGAUUGAACGUAUGAUGUUGAUUUAUCAUUCUUGAUUGUUUCAUCAUUAGCAAAUCAAAAGCUUAGAGAGCAUUUUUUCCCCUAUUUUACAUAUUUGUAAUGGACAUAAUGGAUCCAUUUGUAGCACACAAGCUGUGUUUCUUUUCUUUCUACCGACUGAGUGCUUUUGAGUUUGUCCAUUUGUGUCCGGUUAUCCGCAGGACUCGAUGGGGGUGGUGUGUAUUUGCAAAUUACUCACAAACACACAUAAAAUCUCGUCCCUCGACCAUGUUGCAUGGUGAUGGUGGUAACUAUUAAGAUCAUAACUAAACGUAAAACAACAUGUACGUGUGUGUGUCUGCUUUCGAACACACAUACACUAAUUACACGAUUUGGUUUUUUCACAAUCAAGCCUCAUUAAUAAGAAGAAGGAGCAGAAUGCAAGAGAAGAAUAAAAACCCCAACAAAUUUACCAUUCUUUGCUGUAUAGUGCUAAUAAGGUAAUUGAAAAAAUAGUAACAUAAAGAGGAAGAAAAAAAUGGAUACCAGGCAAAUCAAAGAUAAGCGCGAACACGUGUGGCAUGUGAUGAUGAUAAUGGGGGGGUGGUAGGUACGUACAUAAUAUACAAAACGUUUACAAAGCCAGGAAGGUGCAACCAAACGUGUUUGACGCAGAACAACAAGUUCAAACAGGCACGGUUUGAGCACAACUUCUCCGCUGCUGAUACUUUUAGUCACUAUCAACGCUCGUAUCAAUUAUACAAUACAAAAGCUGAUAGAGGGGCGGCAGAUUAAGGCUACAAUUUGUUGCUGUCGCGGUGCCCGUAUCCACCACUACACGAUGCCAUUUUUUUUGUUUUUGCAUUAAGCAGAUCCAUUUUUGAAACAAACAAGAACGCGCUUAUGCAGGUGCUGAAAAGCACAUGCAUACUGCUAAAAUACAUUACACAUACCCUUGCAUACAUCUUUAUCACUCACGCAUGCGAAAGGUGGCACGCAGUGGCCCCCCAUACUACAUCUCUUAGAAAUAUCAUAGAUAAAAAUUAACUAAUUAUUAAACAGAAAAGGUGAAAGCAAGGAAGAAGAAUUUACCGCAAUGAUGAGCUAGCUAGUAGCUGGUCAACUACAAACACAAUCGCAGCCGUGUGUAGUGUGUCAGGUGACACGACCGGAGGGAGACAAUUUUGUUUUACAAGUGAAGAAAUCCAACAUUCGUAACUGAAUUAAAACGCGUACCACAGACACGAGGGGGAAGUAUCAAUUCACUCAGAGCGCAUAUACACGUGUUGCCGAUUUGACAAAAAAAAACGAGACUUAGCAAUGGGAAAAAGGCUUCGGAUGGAUGACGAAUGAAGAGAGGAAAAAGGGGUCGCAUGGUGAUGGAAAGAGUACAGUGUGGUGGUGUUAGAUUAGAAGGAUUAAGAAUGAGUAAACGUAUAUUGUUUUGCAAGAAGGACACACACAACCCUACAAGAAUAGCAGUUUUACUGUGAAGAGAGCCAAACACAAGAUUUGGCACCGAGGAGGAGAAAGGGUGUAUGUGUAUGGGUUUGGUUUGGUUUUGGGAAGCUUAGUAAACUACUAUUGCGCUAAUAUUACUUUUGUGCUGCGAAGCUAUUUCACGAGAAGGGCGUUGUGGUGGGGGUCUGUGUGUGUGUUGUUGCGCAAAGAAGGAGAGAAGCAUGUAUGAUUUAGAACACACUGUAAAGAAGAUAGUUGGCAAAACACACGAGGUUGGCGAACAAA
Anopheles arabiensis is the source of this 7697-nucleotide messenger RNA. RefSeq names its product ras-like GTP-binding protein Rho1 (gene Rho1). The coding region runs from base 591 to 1214 and encodes 207 amino acids. Gene Ontology annotation, molecular function: GTPase activity; GTP binding. The transcript has 7 exons. The record is from RefSeq and is a predicted model, not a curated record. NCBI's taxonomy places the organism in Eukaryota, Metazoa, Arthropoda, Insecta, Diptera, Culicidae. Gene Ontology annotation, biological process: small GTPase-mediated signal transduction; cell migration.